Messenger RNA from Euleptes europaea (tarantolino), 3810 nucleotides. It is a transcript of the gene NHSL3, whose product is annotated as KIAA1522 ortholog. Gene Ontology annotation, biological process: cell differentiation. The record is from RefSeq and is a predicted model, not a curated record. NCBI's taxonomy places the organism in Eukaryota, Metazoa, Chordata, Lepidosauria, Squamata, Sphaerodactylidae. The coding region runs from base 138 to 3794 and encodes 1218 amino acids. The transcript has 7 exons.
CUUUCUGUGCCCGACUGGAGCCCGGCCAAGGAAGGGAAGGUUGCCAAGUUCAGUCAUGUAGCACCCUGUUCCUCCUCCGCCCGGCAACAGAAGGGUGGGGAAGAGAAGGGCAGGGUGCCUCCGCGCUCGCGAGCACCAUGGGCAAUCCCUACCGCAAGCCAAACCCCCCAAACGCCGGGGCCAGGCCUUUCUGGAGCGUUGGUCAGAGUGAGAAGCCGAAGACAGGUGCCGCCAAGUCCGACAACGACAAGCGACUUAGUGUCCAGUACAAGGUGGGGGCAGAGCGGCCCGACAAUGUCUUCUUCCCCAGCAACCGGCCUCCCCACCUGGAGGAGCUGCAUAUCCAGGCCCAGGCUGGGCUCAAGUCUCUGCAGAGCCAAGAGAAACACAAACAGACCAAACGGGCUUGGGAUCAGAGCGACACCAACAGCAUCCAGUCCUCCCGCUCGUCCACAGAGGGGGAUGACCUCUCGAUCCGAAGCAAGACUCCGUCGUGCACGACAGAGAACUCAGAGGAUGCACUCUCCAUCCGCUCAGAGAUGAUACAGCGGAAAGGCUCCACUUUUCGGCCACAUGAUUCAUUCCCCAAAUCCUCGAUGAAGGGCGAGAAGAGAAGGAGAGAGCGGAGGACGACAGUUCUGGGCCUUCCCCACCAUGUGCAGAAAGAGCUGGGUCUGAGUAAUGGACACAACUCGAAGAAACGUCCAGGCAGCAUUGCCGUCAGAGCGAGCCCCAGCCCCCAGCCCCCGGCAAACAGAGGCGAGGUGUCCGGCAACACGAUCCACAUUCCCACUGUCGACGGAAAAUUAGAGCCCGCCGCUGUCCCUGAAGGCGGCGCCCACAUCUCCCUCCCGGCCUUGGAGCUGGAGGCAGCGGAUGGCGCCCUCCAGCGCCACAUCGACCGCGUCUACUAUGAUGACUCGCUGCUGGGGCGCAAGACGGCGGCCAAGCUGUCCCCCUUGGUCAGGCCCAAGUCUCUGGCCGUUCCCUGGAUGACCACGCAGGCCGGCUCCCCGGAGCUGCUGCGCCCCGUCAUGUCAAUCUCCCCUCAGGGCACCUACCUGUCCAAGAUUAUCCCCAACGCCAUCAUGCCACCCAUGGUGGACGUCAUUGCCCUCUCCCGCAACAGGGUGCGCACCCUCAGCCGUUGCAGCCUGGCGACGGCCAGCCCGGCCUCGGUGCGCUCGCUGGGGCGCUUCUCCUCCGCAUCCCGCAGCCGCGAGCACUCCUCCUCCAGCGACAACUGGAGCCACUCGCAAUCCACCGAGACGAUCGUCUCCAACACAUCCACCAUCUCUUCCCACGGGGGCGCCGACAGCCAGAAGACGAGCGAGGCAGGGCCAGAGAAGCAGGCCCGGACGGCAGCCACGCCCGAUCUCGACCAGCUCAGUGCCUACAGCUCCUUGAGCAGGGCCAGUUCCAACUACGCCAAGGCCGCCCCUGCCUCGCCCAGCCUCCUGGGCGUGCGGCUCCCGGGGAGCAGCGGCCGGGCCUCGCCCGCCUACAGCACCAGCAGCGUGGCGGAUGGCUCGGAUACUACCAGUGUGCGCAGCGACCGCUCCUCCUCCCGCAGCGUCUCCCUCAGGAAGAUGAAGAAGGCUCCCGCUCCACCACGGAGGACCUACUCCCUGUCCCAGAAGGCCCAGGAGCUGGAGGCCAGCGGGGCGCCCAAGGCGAUGGGCCUGCCCCCCAAGCCAGAACGCAGGCCACAGCGGGAGAGCAGCGAGGCGUGGGCUGCGGCGCGGCUAGGAAGCCCCACUGUGGCUGGGGAGGAUGAGGUCUUCUCCCCUGUCGUACAAACCAACCUCUCUCACUGCAGCCCCCUUUCUGCUGAGGGGCAGCAGGAGCCGCCCUCCAAGCAAGGCUCCCCGGACCGCUUCGGCCGCACCAUGUCGCCCUCCAGCGGGUAUUCCAGUCAGAGCGGCACCCCCACCCUCCACACCAAGGGUCUUCUCUCCCACGCCUCGUCCCCCAGAAGCAAGAGGCCGCAACCAAAGAAACCGGAGAGGGUCUGUUCCCUGCAGUCCCCUGGGCUCUCUGUCUCCUCCUCUCUGACGUCCUUAUCCUCCUCUGCCUCGGAUCCUGCCCCUGUGGAGAUGCCCCCCUCCUGCGCUGCUCCCGCUCCAAGUAAGAUGGACAGGUUUGUCAUUCCACCUCACCCCAAGGUCCCGGCUCCUUUCUCCCCACCGCCCUCCAAGCCUCAACAGGCUGAGCCGAACACUGCCGAUAGCCCACCCCGCGCUUCACCCCCCACCGGCAAUACGAAGCCUCCCAUUCUUUCCAAACCCAGCAAUGGAACGCCUCCUCCGUCUCCUCCUCCUGCUUACCACCCUCCGCCGCCCCCUGCGAAGAAGGCUGAUGUGAGUCCUGAAGCGCCAAGCACCUCGGAAACUGAGCCCGAUGCUCCUCAGGAUGCACUGUGGCCCCCACCGCCCCCGCCUGUGCCGGACGAGCACGAUCUCUCCAUGGCGGACUUUCCUCCCCCAGACGAGGCCUACUUCUCCUCGCUGCCUCUCCCAGAAGCACAGGUGGCCACCACGGAAACACCCUCCGUCAAAGCCCCAGAGGCUCCUCCCGCUGUGGAGCCGCCAGCCAGCCAAAGAGCGGCAUCUGCCGAAAAGGGCAAAGAGCCCGCCCCCUCGCCCUCCUUCUCCACUAUGGUCUCCUCCAAGAUCCAGCAGCAGGGACCCCUCGAUGCUGCGUCACUGCCAGCUCCUGCGCUAGAGCCCUCUCCGCCUCCAAAGCUCCCCACCGCGGGGGAAGCAGCCAGAUCUCAGUUCGGCCACCGAAAGGCCACUGCCUCGGUGUCCGCAGCGCCCCAGCCCUCCGGCCUGCAAACCCAGCCAAGCCUUAAGAAGCCAGCUGGCAGCUCCCGCCCAGAUCUCAAGAAGGAGCCCGCUUCUCGGAGUAAGAGCAACCCCACGCCAAAGGAGGACGCCAGCCUGCCGAUUGUCACCCCUUCCCUGCUGCAGAUGGUGCGCCUGCGCUCAAUCAACAUGGAUGCCCACAGUCCCGUGGCAAGCCCGGCCACAGCAAAGCAGCCCGCCGAGCAGAACGGCUUGGGCGCCAGUGUCAAGCUGGCUCAGGCCGCCCCCCAGAAGCCUAUCCGCAAGUCGCUGUCCUUGAAGGGUCCCCCGUCGGCUUCCAAAGAAGCGUCUCCUUCCAACCCGCUGCACAACGCCGUGCACUUGAAGGCCUCCACCUUGUCUUCCAGGGACGCUCCUGGCCUCGGAACGGCGGACAGGAAAGCCAGAAACCGGCUGACCCUGCCAACGCCCUCCAAGGCAGCGACGCCUGCCCCCGGCGAGGCAAAAGAUGGCCAGCUGUCCCCCCUUCACAAAUCCCCAGCCUCUACAGCCAGUUUCAUCUUUUCAAAGAGCUCCAAAAAACUGGUGAUCGAGACCUCGUCAUCGCUAGAGGCCCAAGCCAACCUCAAGAAGAAUCUGGUAGCUGAACUGAUGAACGUCUCUGGCCAGCGGCCUGCAGCUGCUCCGGGGCUGAACCAACAGGGCUCAGGAAAGCCCCAGGCCCAGAAGAAGCCCCAAAAGAUCCCCCCUCCCAUAGCCAAGAAGCCUUCGCUCGCACCAGGGCACCUGCCGUCACCCCAGAGCCCGAAGCCACUGGGAGCGGAGGAGCUGAGCUCCUCCCUGCCAGCAGCUGGGGACAGGACUAAGAGUGCAGGGACUGAGAACCAGGCCUCUCCCGUGGAGGCUGGUCGGAGAAGCCCUCUCGCACAGCCAGAGACGCUGCUGCAGAGCCCCCCAGCACAAGGCAUACGAGAGGAGACGGUGUAAGGGAAAAGCCUGCGUU